UUCUAGCAGCUCUACAAGGAACCGUAUCCAUCCACAACCUCACAUUGAUAGGUGGCCUAUUAUCUUUUACGGGAUUCGUACUGUCCGCAUUCGCUCCUAAUAUUCAAGCACUGUCUUUAACCAUGGGGGUCAUUUACGGUAUCGGCUGCGGAAUCAUGGUGAUUAUGCUGUCUGUUUACAAUGCCACGUACUUCAUGAAGUAUCGAGGAGUGGCCACUGGUUGCAAGUUCGUAGGCUGGUCCCUUUCGGGUUUAGUGUUUCCUCCUAUACUGACCGUCCUCUUCAAUACUUACGGCUUCCAAGGUGGCAUGCUGCUGUUCGGCGGAAUUGUUAUGAACGUCAUGGUCUUCGUUAUGCUGCUAAGAAAUCCGAGACCCAUUCACUGUUGCACAACUGGCAAGAAGAAAGCAAGCCGGCAGCAGAUACCUUCGGUGGUAGGUUCUGACGUGUUCCGACACACUUCGUUCUUUCAGCAGAAAUCUAAGGACAGAGGUUGACGAGCUGAUGGAGAUUCUAAAUAAUAAAAAGUGGUCAAAUAAGGGAUA
Messenger RNA from Dermacentor silvarum, 545 nucleotides. RefSeq lists its product as uncharacterized. NCBI's taxonomy places the organism in Eukaryota, Metazoa, Arthropoda, Arachnida, Ixodida, Ixodidae. Gene Ontology annotation, molecular function: monocarboxylic acid transmembrane transporter activity. The transcript has 2 exons. The record is from RefSeq and is a predicted model, not a curated record. Gene Ontology annotation, biological process: transmembrane transport. Bases 123 to 497 code for a protein of 124 amino acids.